AUGGAGGCAAUUGAAGCUGAGGUCAAAAAGCUCAUCGAGUCAGGAUUUAUUUGUGAAGAGAAGCAUCCUGAUUGGGUGGCCAACAUUGCCCCUGUUAUGAAAAAGAAUGGGAAGAUUCGAGUGUGUAAAUGCCAACCGUUCUCAAAACUAAUGAAGAAAGGGGUAUCUUUUGUGUGGGAUGAAGCUUGCCAGAAAGCAUUCGAGGAGAUUAAGCAAUAUCUCUCCAAUCCGUCAGUAUUGGUUGCACCAAAGUCAGGUAAACCUUUCUUGAUAUACAUCCGGGCUACAGAUCAUGCAUUGUCAGGACUCUUAGCACAAGAUGAUGAAAACGGCCAAGAGCAAACUGUUUACUGUCUUAGUAGGACUUUAUCGGGUGCUGAACCUCAUUAUCCUCUUAUUGAGAAAGAAUGUUUGGCAUUGGUCUUCACAGUCCAAAAUAUGUGA
Messenger RNA from Asparagus officinalis (garden asparagus), 444 nucleotides. RefSeq lists its product as uncharacterized. The record is from RefSeq and is a predicted model, not a curated record. The coding region runs from base 1 to 444 and encodes 147 amino acids. Lineage: Eukaryota; Viridiplantae; Streptophyta; Magnoliopsida; Asparagales; Asparagaceae. The transcript has 2 exons.